AUGGCUGCUCCUCGCGCAGCAGCAGCAGCAAGAGCAGCACCAACAGCAGCAGCAACAGCAGCAGCAGCAGCAGCAAACUGCAGCGUGCUGCCCCCUGACCAGCAGCAGCAGCAGCAGCAGCAGCAGCAGGAGCAGCAGCAGGAACAGCAGCAGCAACAGAUCUGCUGCAUCCUUCUGCUGCUCUCUCUCCACCCCCCUCUUCCUCCUCCUCUUCCUCAGCACCACCACCACCACCAGCAGCAGCAGCACCAGCAGCACCAGCAGCAGCAGCAGCAGCAGCAGCAGCAGCAGAUGUAUACGCAAUAA
Eimeria mitis is the source of this 306-nucleotide messenger RNA. RefSeq lists its product as uncharacterized. Bases 1 to 306 code for a protein of 101 amino acids. The record is from RefSeq and is a predicted model, not a curated record. NCBI's taxonomy places the organism in Eukaryota, Apicomplexa, Conoidasida, Eucoccidiorida, Eimeriidae. The transcript is spliced from 2 exons.